Messenger RNA from Cladocopium goreaui, 1398 nucleotides. NCBI's taxonomy places the organism in Eukaryota, Dinophyceae, Suessiales, Symbiodiniaceae. The record is from the annotation of a GenBank genome assembly.
GACAGUGUCGCCAAGUUGAAGUGCUGGGUUAAGCCACAGGAAAUGCCCAAAGACACCAUGAGGACCAACAUCAUUUAUGUUAUUUCAGCCGGAGAGAUGCUUGGCUUUCAAGUUGUCGCCAUGCUGCGCUUCAUGCUGCUUUCUGCAAUGGUUCUACCAUGCUGGGCAGCAGGUGGUGACCAUGGAAACGCCACCACUUUGAACAAGGAGAAUUUCGAUGAGUUUCUCAAGGAGCAACGGCAUUCGCAGCGGGCUGCACUGGUGAUGUUCCAUGUCUCCUGGUGCAAGGCCUGCCAGAGGACCUUCCCAACCUUUGCAGCAGCCUCCAACGCGGUGAUCGAACUGGAAGUGCCGGUGGCCUUUGCCCAUGUGGAGUGCACAGAUGACAAGACGCUAUGUCAAAGAUUCCAGGUGCAAGGAUAUCCCACCAUCAAGUUAUUCUUCAGCGACGACCGGGAGCCACAGAACUUCCGUGGGCAUCGCAGCAUCGAAGGCUUCGUUCGCUAUGCGGAGCGCAUGACAGGCCCAGCCGUACGGCAGAUGAAGUGGGAGGAGUUGCAGAAGGCAAUGGCCAUGGAGACCUACAGUGCCAUUCUGGUCUCCGAGAGGCAAGCUGACGCAUUCAGUCCAGUGGCACGCCGUUGGAUGGACCGGCACCUGAUUGCCGCCGGGUUGGAUGAGUUGCCGGAGGUAUCAGUACCGGAAGGUGCCACUUUGGCUGUUUAUUCUCCUGCCAAACAGCAGUGGGGCCGCGCAGGCCCGGGCCCCCCAGCCGCAAGCUUCUACAAGGGUUCCUUGGACAACGAAUCCGCGGUGCAGGAGUGGAUUACGAUGCAUCGCUUUCCCGGCAUUUGGGCCUUGGGUGAGCUGAACUUCUAUGAGUUCACCCACAGUGACCGCAGCGCCGUGCUGCUGGCACUGGACGGCGGGGCCGCCAGCGAGGUGCUGGAGGCAGAGAUCCGCAGCGCGCAAGCGCAGCUGAAGGAGGACUUCGUCUUUGGCGCCAUGAAUGGCACCCACUGGUCAGAAGAGUUGAAACAUUUCAACAUCGAACCAAGUCAACUGCCACGAGUACUUCUCUCUGAGAGGAAUUUCGAGGUCUGGAUCGAGGACAUCGAGCACUUGCGGGCCACCUCUUUGACAGAAGACUUGCAGAAGCUCGUGAGUGGUGCACCCUUGUUGCGACAGGGUCGCACCUUGUCGUCCAAGAUCUUCUUCUACAAACGGGAGAUCUGGCGAACGUUGAAUUGGGCCAUGGCCAACAGCCAUAAACCAGAGGCUGUGGCCACCAUGGUUGCCUUCAUAGCAGUGCUAUCAGUUGUCUUGCUGGGAUUGGUGCUGAUCAUCAACACUUGCAGGAGUGGAUUCCCUGAAGAUGCUGAGAGGAAGCGAAAGUGA